This is a messenger RNA of Puma concolor (puma), 1800 nucleotides long. The record is from RefSeq and is a predicted model, not a curated record. NCBI's taxonomy places the organism in Eukaryota, Metazoa, Chordata, Mammalia, Carnivora, Felidae.
AUGCACAAAGCUACCUCCCCAGAGAAAGGCUGGUCCCUUUGCCACCCCGUCCGUUUCGUCAUGAACAUCGGAGCAAACAGCACAUUGUCAUCAAAGCUGCUGAAAGGCGGCACCGUGUCGGGGCUGAAAUACGACCACUCGUGUGAGCUGUACCGAAUGUCCACGUUCUCGGCCUUCCCCGCCGGCGCCCCUGUCUCGGAGCGGAGCCUGGCCCGGGCCGGGUUCUACUACACGGGCCGGAAGGACAGGGUCCGGUGCUUCUGCUGCGGCCUGACGCUGGACAACUGGAAGCAGGGGGACAGUCCCCUGGAGAAGCAUCGGAGGCUGUACCCCAGCUGCAGCUUCAUCCAGAGUCUAAAUCCGGUGAGCGCUUCGGGCGCCCCCUCUCAGCCCACCUGUCCUUCCUCAGGGACGAGCUCCAGGCUCUUGCCGCCUCCCAGCGUGGAAAACGGGGGCUGUCCUAGCCGCUCCUGCGCCACCUUCCCGCAGAACCCUGUGACCUUCAGAGCAAACCAAGGUCUCUGUCCCCGGAGGACGAGUCCCCACCACCGUGCGAUGGAGGCCGAGGAAGCCAGAUUGCACUCGUUCCAGGGCUGGCCCUUGACCUUCCCGCUGCCGGAGCAGCUGGCCAGAGCUGGAUUUUACUACCUGGGCCCUGGGGACAAGGUGGCCUGCUUCGCCUGCGGCGGGAGACUGAGUAACUGGGAGCCGGACGACGACGCCCUGUCAGAGCACCUGAGACACUUCCCCUCCUGCCCGUUCGCAGAAAGCCGGCUUCAGGACACCUUGCGGUGCGCCGUGUCCAACCGGAGCAUGCAGACGCACGCGGCCCGCUCCCGAAGCUUCUGCAGCUGGCCCCCCAGCGUGCCUGUUCUCCCCGAGCAGCUGGCCCUGGCUGGCUUCUACUACAUGGGGCACAGUGAUGACGUCAAAUGCUUUUGCUGCGACGGUGGACUGCGCUGCUGGGAAUCAGGAGACGACCCGUGGGUGGAGCACGCCAAGUGGUUUCCAAGGUGUGAGUAUUUGAUACGAAUCAAAGGACACGAGUUCAUCAGUCAGAUUCAAGCCAGUCACCCCUGUCUCCUUGAACAGUUGUUAUCUACUUCAGACAACACAGAAGAUGAAAAUGCUGAGUCACCAAUUGUUCAUUUUGGGCCUGGAGAAAAUUCCUCCGAAGAUGUCGUCAUGAUGAACACACCCGUGGUGAAAGCGGCCUUGGAGAUGGGCUUCGGUAGAAACCUGGUGAAACAGACCGUUCAGAGCAAGAUCCUGACGAGCGGGGAGAAUUACAAAACAGUCAGUGAUAUUGUAUCAGAUUUACUUAAUGCAGAAGAUGAAAUCAGGGAAGAGGAGCAAGAAAGAGCCACUGAGGAAAAAGAAUCAGAUGAUGUGUCAUUAAUCCGGAAGAACAGAAUGGCGCUCUUUCAACAUCUGACUUCCGUACUCCCCAUCCUGGAUGGUCUCCGAACUGCCAGAGUGAUUACUGAGCAAGAACACAGCGUUAUUACACAGAAAGCACAAACAUCUCUGCAAGCAAGAUUGCUGAUUGAUGCUGUGUUAGUGAAGGGAAGUUUUGCAGUCACCGUAUUUAAAAACUGUCUCCUAGAAAUGGACCCCGUGUUAUACGAGCGUUUCUUCGUGCAACAGGACCUAAAGUAUGUUCCCACAGGAGAUGUUUCAGGUUUGCCAGUGGAAGAGCAGCUGAGGAGGCUGCAGGAGGAAAGAACCUGCAAAGUGUGCCUGGACCGAGAAGUGUCCAUAGUGUUCAUUCCCUGCGGCCACCUGGUGGUGUGCCAAGAC